UCCUCAUUUUAAUCUGCUUUGUUGUGUCUCUUUUAGGGGGGAUCCAGAUAAAUGGGACAUUUGGGGAAACACCCCUUUGCAUCUGGCUGCUGCCAAUGGGCACCUAAAUUGCUUGUCCUUUCUAGUGUCUUUCGGGGCCAACAUCUGGUGUCUGGAUAAUGACUACCACACGCCAUUGGAUAUGGCUGCCACCAAGGGCCACAUGGAGUGCGUGCGUUAUCUGGAUUCCAUUGCAGCCAAGCAGAAUGGUUUAAAUCCCAAGCUGGUUUCCAAACUGAAGGACCGUGCUUUCCGUGAGGCAGAAAAACGCAUCCGCGAUUGUGCAAAACUGCAACGCAAGCAUCAUGAGCGGAUGGAGAGGCGUUAUCGAAAAGAGAUGUCUGACCGUUCUGAUACCAUGAGCUUUUCCAGCUUUUCCAGCUCAGUGAGCCAGCGCCUCCCCAGUGCCACAUUACUUGCCACCAUGCCAUAUUCCCACACUGCGGGCACCACAAAGGGCAAAUCAAAGAUGCAGAAGAAACUGGAGAAACGGAAGCAGAACGAAGGAACUUUUAAGAUAUAUGAGGAUGGUCGAAAGAGUGUGCGCUCACUUUCUGGACUUCAAUUAGGAAAUGACGUCAUGUUUGUGAAGCAAGGCACCUAUGCCAGUCCCCGGGAUCGAGGCCGACAACAUCUCCGGGAUAUGUUUGUUCAUGAGGAGGAUUCGUUAUCAAGGGCUGUCAGUGACCCUGGAUUACAUGUGGAUUCUGCUCACUCUGAAGUCAGCACUGACUCUGGACAUGAUUCCCUUUUCACCAGACCAGGUCUUGGCACUAUGGUUUUUAGGAGGAACUAUCUGAGCAGUGGGCUGUUUGGAGUAGGCAGGAAGGAAGACAAUGAACAUACCAUGCAAAGGGAGCUUGUGAAGCUGCGGAGUAGACUCAAACGUUCUUCAAGUUUGGACGAUAGUAUUGGCAGUGCCCGUAGCCUGCAGGAGAGAAACGAGCAGGAGCUGCCAUGGGAAGAAGAGGAGUUAGGGUUUGAUGAUGAAGAGGAACCUGACACCAGCCCCUUGGAGACUUUUUUGGCAUCGCUGCACAUGUCAGAGUUUUUCACCCUUUUGCAGGCUGAAAAGAUUGAUCUGGCAGCUCUGACACUUUGCUCAGACAAUGACCUUAAGGGUAUACACAUCCCCUUAGGACCUCGCAAAAAAAUCCUGGAGGGUAUCCAGAGGAGAAAACAGGCACUAGGUAGACCCCAAUCAAUAGGCGAUACUGAGCUAUAAGGGCUUGACGUGUGUGAGCAAGGACUGAAUUACAGUGCCAGAAACUAGACGGGCUUUUACCAAGACAGUGACUGCCCUGAGCCAAAGAUGUGCCACUAGAGGAGACCCGGAACUCUUCACAACUCAUGGGUCACUCAGGUGCCAAGAACCUCUACCUCUCCCCUGAUGUACCUUCUCUUCACAUGGAAGGAAAUCCAUCCUGAAACCCUUCUGUUUGCUUUUUUGUAUUAUCUGUGCAUUACCAGGAUCAGUUCCGGGUCUGCUGUGAAAACACAAGCGGUGUCCGCUUUGAAGAGCAUUAAAUAGCAAGGUUGGGGUGGUGUUUUCUCCCUAUCCACUGUGCUAGCUUCUCAGUUAUUAUCUGGUAUUUACAUAUAUACAUAUUGUGCCGCCCUCAAGGAGCUUACAAUCUAAGGUCACUA
Molecule: messenger RNA, 1686 nt
Organism: Rana temporaria (common frog)
Lineage: Eukaryota; Metazoa; Chordata; Amphibia; Anura; Ranidae
Gene: USH1G
Product: USH1 protein network component sans
Exons: 3
Coding region: 182-1264 (360 amino acids)
Biological process (GO): sensory perception of sound; equilibrioception; sensory perception of light stimulus
Molecular function (GO): protein binding
Source: RefSeq, a predicted model, not a curated record